UUGUGUGGAAGUGCUAUGGGAGAUAUCUUUCCGUUUAUUUUCUCUUCAAUUUGGGGACUUUUACCCAUUUGCUUAUACCCAGAAUGCUCGAUAUGACAGAUUAAACAACCUCGAUCGUUUCGGCAGGCAUCCGUGGGGUUUUGGGUACAGAAAGUGCUGCAGUGUGCCAGGCAGCUGUGCAUUGUGAACAACUGGAAAGAUGUCAUCCAGCAGCUCAUCCAGCUCCAGCUCCAGCUCUGACAGUUCUGGAAGCUCAUCUGACUCAUCAUCAUCUGACACAGCACAGUCUGCUGCAUCACAAGGGUCAAAAAGGUCCAGGAAGUCGCCAGUCAAAAGUCCGAAAGCACAUUCAGACUGGCACAAAUCCUCCAGCAAUUCAACUGCGCCAAAGCCUGACAGGUCAUCGGACGCGCACCCGAAGGCGGCCAGCCGCAAGGUGAGCUCGACCACGGGGCCGGCCGCUGACCGGGCCGGCGCCGUCCCGGGCCGGGCGUCCCAGCGCAGUCCAGCGCGGCGCGCGCCUCCAGACGCCAAGGCGGCCAACAAGAGCAUCUUCAGCCCAGACGAGAGUAGCGGCAGCGAAGCCGACACGGCCAAGCGCGCGCCGGCUGGCCCGCCCGCCAAGAAAGCCAACGGCUCCGCCACCAAGAACUCGUCCGCCUCGUCGCGUAUCGGCUCUGUCUUCAACUGGAGGCUGCGCAGACCUGUCACUGUCACACACGCCGCGCCCAAACAGCCGGCCAACUCGUCCGACAGCGAGGCCGUGCGCCGGCGCACGCGCAGCGCGCGCGGCUCGCGCUCGCUCAAGCGCUCGGCCAUCUACAACACCGACUCGGAGUCGGAGACGGCUGGCAGCUAA
Messenger RNA from Pollicipes pollicipes, 859 nucleotides. RefSeq lists its product as uncharacterized. Lineage: Eukaryota; Metazoa; Arthropoda; Thecostraca; Pollicipedomorpha; Pollicipedidae. The record is from RefSeq and is a predicted model, not a curated record. The transcript is spliced from 6 exons. The coding region runs from base 200 to 859 and encodes 219 amino acids.